Molecule: messenger RNA, 3509 nt
Organism: Ostrea edulis (European flat oyster)
Lineage: Eukaryota; Metazoa; Mollusca; Bivalvia; Ostreida; Ostreidae
Exons: 8
Coding region: 233-1801 (522 amino acids)
Biological process (GO): mitochondrial protein catabolic process; mitophagy by internal vacuole formation
Cellular component (GO): mitochondrial outer membrane
Source: RefSeq, a predicted model, not a curated record
GCCUCUCCAUUAUUCCACUGUCAGCAUUUUACACUAAGCCGAUUUCUAAGUCACCCCGCUUAGUGCCUCGGUGUAUUGAUUUUGUAUUGUUUACCAUCGCUAUUGGGCAUUUAAUAGAUUUUACGUGAAGACCUAGAUAUCAUACGAAUAUGCUUACUAUGAAUAGGAAUAGGGAUCUUUAAUUUAAUAUUGUAAAGGGAGCAAUUCAACAAUUUCGUUCCAUAUAAUCAAGAUGGCUGAAGUUCUAAGGUCUUCAUUUGGCCGCACUAUCAAAACGCCAAAGCAUUCGUCCUCUGGACGAGCAUUGGGACAAGGCACAGUGGACAUCAAGCCACCCGGAUUAGAGGAACAUUAUAGGACUAACCUAGAGAAGCUGCUCGGUAAAAUGGGAGCACAUGUUGAACAGAGUAUGAUUAUAAUGGCUAAAAUGGAAUACAAAGAACUAAUGGAACUGGAGAAGAAACUCAAGCAGUCAGAUCCAAAAACGUUCCAGAAAACGUCCGAAAAACGGCCCAUUGCAUCUAGUCAUGUAGAUCAAGUAUGGGGACCCAAGUUGUUUCAUAUCAUACAGAAAUCGAAGGAAACUGUAGUAAAGAAUCUAUCUGAUGACGCCUUGAAGGAACUGAACGCUUUACAACGAUCAGCAAAAGCAUAUACAGAAAAACUCCAGUUGCCCCCUGGCUCUCCAAGGGAAGCAAAAUUGAAACAAACUCUAAGUGGAUCCGUUCUCGUAAAACGCAGACCAUCAACUCCUACACCUCACCAUCACGGUUUACCGAAAGGAGGUCCGAUGAAAGUCAUUCAUACUGGACACGAAGUUACUAUAGCACUGAACAAGGAGAGGACUGCUGCCGCAAAUAAACAAGACUUCAGUACUAGCUUUAUCAAAGGAACCGGCAAUGACAGGUACUCAAGACCUCCAUCAUCACAAGCAUACAAAAGUCAAUACCGAUCUGGAUCCAUCUUCAUAUCGAAAGAGGAGUACGACCGUCUGCACAGAAAAGUCAAACAACAGGAAAUGCAAAUAGAUGAGCUGACGACGAGAUUAAGUAGUUUCGCCAGCAAGCAAUUACUAGCUGGGAACCCUAACAUGGCUGACUUAAGCGACAAGAACAGACCGACAAAAAUUGGAGAAAAGUUUGGAUGUUUGUACGACGAGGAAUGGUCUGAUGCAUACGACGCCUUCCAUACACAGCUCAAAUACACAGAGGACGAAUGUCUGCGGGUUCUUCUCAGAAUACUUAGGUAUGCCUACGACUUCUGCAAAAAGAAAUCAGAAGCUCAGCUUUCGGAUUUAGCGCAAUCAAUGGAGAGACAUAUUCUUAACCUGUCUCCAUCCCUCGGCACUUCAAUGACAAGCUCGACAAAUCUGAAGUUGUCUAUCGGUUCAGUUGAUUUACGACUGGAUGAAAGCCUAGGGAAAACAUUGAGAUCAGUGUGCAGCAGGCAUGCCAAAGAAUUCAGAAAGGCGGCAGGGAUCAAAACCGUUCCUGAGUUACAAGAGGUCUUCAGGGAACAAGUGUUGAGACAAAAACUUCAACUGGAGCCCCGCCAACUUCCUAAACCAAUCCUUGCUUAUGGUGACGUUUGUAUAGAGCUGACGUGGUUGAUGUGCAUUCAAGAUCCGCCUAUGGUCAUCACGUGGGCGACAGAAGGGGAGACAAUAAAUAGAGACUAUUACAAAUUAUACAAAACCAAGGGGAGCAUUGUGAAAAUAUCAGUCUGGCCUGUGUUGUUCUUGCAUAGUAGGGGGCCGAUUGUAAGCAAGGGAUACGUUUUCCCACACGAACGUAAAAUUUAACGCUUCGUCAUUUUACGAGAAACAAAAAAAACCUCAAGUAAAGUAGGGUUACAUAGUGCCUAGAUAAAAUGGACGAAUUUCACUCUCUACCAUGAAUAAUUGACUAAAGUUCUGUGUUUUCAUUGCGGUACUUUUAUAAUGACACCAAGUUAAGGAUCAUAGAUAUGGCUUGUGAGAUUUUAUUGAAAACGGCUAAGAUGUGUAUAAGAUAUUUGUAAGAAUUUCUUCUUCUUCAGUUUUUGAAAUUUACAUGAAAUGAUAUACAUGUACCUCGAGUCUCUUCAUAGCAGCAUAUUGACCGGGGCGUGUUAGCAUAUCGGCAUUUGAAUGGGGCGUGUUAGCACACCGGCAUAUUGAAUGGGGCGUGUUAGCAUACCGACAUAUUGAAUGGGGCAUGUUAGCACACCGGCAUAUUGAAUGGGGCGUGUUAGCGCUCCAUGAAAUAUAUGUAUGUCGAUCUGAAGAGGCUCGAGGCACAUAUAUAUCAUUUCAUAUUCUUUCAAAAAUUGAAAAGCAUUUCUUGAAUUUACAUUUUGAUUGCACUUUAUACGCGAGGUAGAGUAGGUCAAGUGUAUUCUUAAGAAGUAAUUAGUGUAUUUUAAUUCAAAAGUUGAAAAUUUGUGAAAUAUUAACCUUCAGUUUCAGUAAUAAUGUUAAGGGUAAACGGAGUGACUGUGAAUAUAUCAAUAUACAUAACCGGUGAUCUCAGUUUUGAAAUAUUGUUAAUACAUGAACUUACAACACUUGGAUAUGCUGUUUUAAUUCAUAUAGCAUGGGUCAUGAUGUAGUUCAAUAAGUUUUCACGUAAAAUCAAAACUUACCAAGUUUCCAUGCCUCCUUCCGCAAAUAAACCCAGUGUAAGAAAUGCUGAACACGCUUUAUAAAUUCUAUAAAAGAGCCGACACCUGUUCUCGUUUAGAUGUAGAAACAUAGAAUUAUAUACAUAUUGUAGUGAAUCAUCGAUAUGAUUUGUUGCACGCAAGAUUGUGCACUCGCACUUGUCAAAAAACACAGGGUAUUUGAUGUGUUUCUAUUGUUUUAGUGUUUGAGACCAAAGAUGUGCUAGAUGCCAAAAUUCUACAGGUACUUCCAAAAGUGACUAUGUUGUUUAUAAAAUGUUAUACGUCCGGUCAUUAUGUCAUGUGAUAUCUUAUUAUUGAUAUGUACAAGAGGUGUAGCACUAUCAGUAACACAUUCCAAAAAACCCACCCCAGUAUAAUACAAAUCUAGACCUUUGAAUGUUGCAUAAUAGGGAAAUACUGUCGGUGUGAAAUGGUGAUAUUCCACUAGACAAGGGACUGUAAUGACAGUACUGUACAUGGUAUUAAUCUAUCAAUUGUUUUGUUAUACAUGUAUAAUAUAUUUACUUGAGUUAACACUUUAUAUCUAAUGCCGUCCUAUUUGGGUGACUCUUUUUGGUCAACCUCACCCAUUUCACAAAUAAAAUUGCAUGUGUCUGCUGGAGCCUUCAAUUUCAUCCUAAAACUUGUUGUCAGAACAAUCUGUCGGAUUAGAGGAACAUUAGUGAUCAUUGACUUCUGAUGUUACUCGUUCGUACAGUUACAUAUACAUAUGUAUAUGCCACUUGCAUCUUGCCUCUUAUAUCAUGCCCUUUUUAACGAUAUUCUGAAAGUUUAUUACUAUUUUCGUGCUCCAUAUAAACUUGAUUUUAAUCAUUGAAUUGAACUCCUGAAUAAAUUUUUGAAAA